UCCUGCAAAAAAAAAAAAAGAAACAUACUUCCGUUCACGUGAUUAAAAACCCGGAAGUCGUACUUUGGCUAGCUCGAACUGAGCUCCUAUUCGCAAAAUAAAGACUACAAAGGCGGACAUAUUUGGACCUUAAAUAUAUGUUUCAUCCGAUAUCAUUUCAAAUAAACUCGACAGCCUUGAGCGAAAGGUGCUUGUUGGUGUAAAUGGAGGACAAGAGCAGCGACAUUGGGGACCCCAGCUCCUGGGCGGACAUGCAUCCUUUCCUCGGCGCGGGCGCCAAGGAGCAGCUGGACGCGGCCAACGUGUGGAGCAUGUUAGGGGCGAACGCGCUCCCUCAGCCUGUGCAGGACGCCGCCCAGAGGAAAUGUAAGGCCAUGGACGAUGUGCGCCAUGUCUGCACCUGCCCGGGCUGCCCUCUGUCUUUAAAGGCCGCACAAGGCGUCACGUGUGCCUCCAAAGACAGCGUCAGUCCGAUGACGUCACCCGAUGGCUCCAGUGAAGCGAGCAGCACGAGCACGUCGGACUCCCCCACGUCCAGGCAGCCCUCUUUGGGCCACAUCUCCUCCAUCUUCCCUUGCCUGUGUUACCGCCACGGCCAGCUGCUGAACAGAGACGCCGUCUUGUCUCGCACUCAUCAUCACUUCCAUCACCACCACUGUCCCAUCGGCGCCUGUCUGCCCCGCCCCCAGUCGGGACAGCCACAUUCCCAGCAGCUCGCUGCAGCUCCCUUCUCCUGCUUGGCGUCUCUGCAGCGGCAGCUUCAGGAGGAGCGAGGGCCACCCCUGGCGAGCUUCACAGCGCAUCCCUGCAUGCAUUGCGCCGCGUCCUUCUCUCAACCCUCCCAGUUGCUCCAGCACCAGCUCGCCGAGCACGCCAACAAGCCCUGCGGGUUUCUGUGCCUGCAGUGCGGGAGGACCUUCAACUCGCACAGCAACCUGCGCAUCCACCUCAACGUGCACACCGGCGCUCGGCCCUACAGCUGCGCUGAAUGUGGCAAAGGGUUCAGCCAAUCCGGCGCGCUCAAGAUCCAUAGGCGCAUUCACACGGGGGAGAGACCUUACACCUGCGGCUUCUGCGGCAGGGGCUUUCCACACUUGGCCGGGUUCCGAGCCCACCAGCGGACUCACACGGGGGAGAAACCUUACCGCUGUAGUCAGUGUGGGAAGUGUUUCACCCAAUCAGGAGCGCUGAAGAUUCACACUCGCAUCCACACAGGAGAGAAACCCUUCGUCUGUACCAUCUGUGGAAAAGCCUUCUCCAAUCGCUCUGGCCUCCGAUUCCACAACACCACAGUCCACGGUCUCCCUCCGGAGCAGUCGGGACCGGAAGGGGCAAGAGGACGCCCACCUGCAAGUCUGCACGCACCCGCCAGACCCGACGGCAACGCUCCGUCCGGCUUCACCCUGCUCGGCGCUAGCAAGCCGCAGUCUGACGGCGAGAACCCAGACAGGAACAGGGAGGGGCUGGUGUAUGCCUGCGAGGACUGUGGGCUGCGUUUUAAGGACGCUCCCUCCAGGAACCGACACCAGAGUCAGGUCCACUACUUCGCUGAGGAGGGAGUAGCGAAAGAAGGAAGUAUAAAUGAGGGAAUCGCACACGACAAUGGAGAAGAAAUCCGAGUCACUAUUGUUUAAACUAACAAACAUAUUUUUCUGAUAUUUGAAGUUGAGGAUCUUCUAAGUGUGGCACAGUCAGCCUCACUUCAGAGGGUCUCACCCACUCACAAACAACAUGUGUACACUUAUUGUAGACAAUGUACAUUUGCAUUCAUUUUUCAUCACUGCACUUUGACUUUUUUCUAGAUUUUUCUCAAGCUCAUCUUCUGGAAACUAGCUUAAUAUUGAUAUAAACUGAUAUUGAUGACAUUGUUAAUUUAUUAAUGUUUCAAGGCCAAACACGGGUUCAUCCUUGGACAAUUCAUUAGGGAAAACUUUACAGGCUAUCCAUCCAUCCAUUUCUACCGCUUAUUCCCUUCUAGGUUGUGGGGGGCGCUUGAGCCUAUUUCAGCUACAUGCGGACGGAAGGGGGGGGUACACACUGGACAAGUCACCAUCUCAUCGCAGACUUUACAAGCUAAUGAGGUCCAAAAACUCAGACUGUAAUGAUGCAACAGUAAUUGGUUACACUAUCCUUCUACUUAAAACUGUGAGCAGGAAGUUUACAUUCCUUGAUCAGUUUUCUGAACAAUCACAUUAUAAAAGGGAUUUCCAUUCAACCGUCCAUUUUCUACAGCUUGUCCCUCUCAGGGUGGGGGGGUCUGUGCUGAAGCCUAUCCCAGCUGCACUCAGGCGGAAGACGGCGUACACACUGGACAAGUCGCCACCUCAUCGCAGGGCCAACACAUAGACGUACAAACAUUGAUCGUUCCUAAAACGGUGGAGAAUGUUGAACCCUUUUGUUAAUGGAGCAAGUAUGGGCUUACCAAUCCACUAUGUAAGUACAUUUGCAAAAAUAAUUAAUAGCUUCAGCUUCACUUCACUUUUAAAAUGAGCAUUUCACAUGUCUAAGUCAUUUAAGACCAUCCCCAGUAUUAAAACAUAAUUCAAUUCAUAUGAAUAAUAAACUUCCUUUGUUUAUACAAAACCCAAAACCAGUGAAGUUGACGCGUUGUGUAAAUCGUAAAUAAAAACAGAAUACAACGACUUGCAAUUCUUUUUCAACUUAUAUUUAAUUGAAUAGCCUGAUAUUACAAGAUAUUUCAUGUUCAAACUGAGAAACUUAUUUCGUUUUUGCAAAUAAUCAUGGACUUGAAAUUGUUUUGUUCAACAGUCCGGGGUUUCCGUUGUUGUAUUUUAGGCUUCAUAAUGCGGCACACAUUUUCAAUGGGAGACAGGUCUGGACUACAGGCAGGCCAUUCUAGGACACGCACUCUUUUACUACGAAGCCGCGCCGUUGUAACACGUGCUUAGUUGCUGACAGUGGUUUUCUGAAGUGUUCCUGAGCCCACGGGGUGAUAUCUUUUACAAACUGAUGUUUUUGAUGCAGCACUGCCUGAGGGAUUGAAGGUCAUAGGUAUUGCUGCUCACGUGCAGUGAUUCCUCCAAAUUCUCUGAACAUUUUGAUGAUAUUACGGACUACAGAUGGUGAAAUCCCUAAAUUCCUUGCAAUAGCUGGUUAAUAAAUGUUGUUCUUAAUCUGCUGAACAAUUGGCUCACACAUUUGUUCACAAAGUGUUGACACUCGCCCCAACCUUGUGAAUGACUGAGCAUUUCAUGAAACUUGGUUUUAUACCCAAUCAUGGAACCCACCCGUUCCAAAUUAGCCCGCUCACUUGUGGGAUUUUCCAAAUAAGUGUUUGAUGAGCAUUCUUCAACCUUCUGUCUUUUUUCCCACUUGUGCCAACUUUUUUUAAACAUGUUGCAGGCAUCAAAUUCCAAAUGAGCUAAUAUUUGCAAAAAAUUACAAAGUUUACCAGUUUGAACAUUAAGCAUCUUGUUUUUGCAGUCUAUUCAAUAGAAUAUAGGUUGAAAAUGAUUUGAAAAUCAUUUUAUUCUGAUUUUAUUUAUGAAUUACACAAAAUGGCAACUUCACUGGUUUUGGGGUUUGUAAACGCACAGAAUCUAAGGUGCUACAAUCUUUCGAUGUCUUUGUUAGGUACAAAAUCAUCAGUGUUUAUUCUCCUAAUCACCACAAAAACAUAGCCAUUGUGCCUUUUCUGUGUGAUAACAUUUUAUAUAAUAUAACCGUUAUGAAUUUACCUGUUUUUGUUAGACGUUUACAACUAACUAGAGCCACCCGGUGGUAGCUUGUAGCCAUUGCAGUAUUAAACCCACCAGUGUAUCACAGUAGCUCAACACAUUUUCAAGUUGUAAAUAUAUGUUGUCAUGACAACAUCAUUUGCUGUUUUCCAUCCGUCUGUAAUACAGCUUCUGAAAGUGCAAAACAUUGACUCAAUAAAAAAGACAUGAGACAAAGAAAAUA
Messenger RNA from Nerophis ophidion (straightnose pipefish), 3921 nucleotides. RefSeq lists its product as uncharacterized. The transcript has 3 exons. NCBI's taxonomy places the organism in Eukaryota, Metazoa, Chordata, Actinopteri, Syngnathiformes, Syngnathidae. Gene Ontology annotation, biological process: regulation of transcription by RNA polymerase II. Bases 204 to 1634 code for a protein of 476 amino acids. Gene Ontology annotation, molecular function: DNA-binding transcription factor activity, RNA polymerase II-specific; sequence-specific DNA binding. The record is from RefSeq and is a predicted model, not a curated record. Gene Ontology annotation, cellular component: nucleus.